Zerene cesonia (dogface butterfly) is the source of this 3232-nucleotide messenger RNA. Its product is annotated as CYFIP-related Rac1 interactor A. The record is from RefSeq and is a predicted model, not a curated record. NCBI's taxonomy places the organism in Eukaryota, Metazoa, Arthropoda, Insecta, Lepidoptera, Pieridae. Gene Ontology annotation, molecular function: small GTPase binding. Bases 263 to 1252 code for a protein of 329 amino acids. Gene Ontology annotation, biological process: regulation of actin filament polymerization. The transcript has 4 exons.
GCAGUGUCAAAGAGAACUGUCAUUCGUUAUCGUUUCUUCGGUGGGGUAUGUGCGCUAGACGUUCAGUGAAAUGUGCUUUAAAUUCGGUUAAAUCGUGAAUAAAUACCGAAAAUAAAUAAACAUUCCCUUUGUGAUAGUGCUAUUACACUUGUACUAUUUUUUAAAUAGUUCUGAAGCUUUCUUGAACGUUAUUUUCGGGAAAUGAUAUCUUUGUCGUCGAGGAGGUAUUUUUAAUUAAAAAUUGUGUUUAAAUUUUAACAAUAUGGGUAAACUGUUGAGCUUGUUGGCCCGCGAUGAUUCCAACUGUUGUUCUUCACCACGAUACGAUAUAUUCUUGGAUUUUGAGAACGCAGCACCCACUGAUACGGAGCGCGAUGUUUACGAAGAAGUUCAAAGAGUUCUCUUAGAUUCUGACAGAAUAUUAGAAGAAAUACAAUGUUAUAAGGGGGCAGGCAAAGAAAUACGAGAGGCUAUAGCAGAUCCUUCCACUAUUACACAGGAGCGAGCGUGGCGCGCCGUAAAACCUUUAGUCGACAAACUUCUUAGAUUCUACAAUCAUUCGCUUGAACUGCAAAAGGUUGUACCAAGACUUCUGGGAUCACUCGUGGGCGGUGGUAUGAGCCCCACUCAACAUUUGGAGCAGCAGCAAGCGCUGGUGAAACAGUUUGCGGAAAUCCUGGAAUUCGUUCUCAAAUUCGACGAACAUAAGAUGAAAACGCCAGCUAUCCAAAACGACUUCAGCUACUACAGGCGUAUAGUAUCUCGAGGUGGUCUGAUCAACGCGGAACUCCCCCCAGGCGAAGAACCGCACAUAGGCGCUGAAGUCGCGAACCGCAUGUCACUGUUCUACGCACAAGCGACGCCAAUGCUGAAAGUGCUGUCGGAAGCAACCAGCCAGUUCGUGAACGAUAACCAACAGGAUCUAGAGAAUACGACGGAGACAUUGAGCACUAUGGCCAAGGUCUGCUUGAGGAUGCUGGAAAAUCCCAAACUUGUAGCACAGUUCAGCCGCGAAGAAACGUCAUUGCUCGUCCUACGCGUUAUGGUCGGUUUGAUCAUUCUCUACGACUGGGUUCACCCGUCGGGGGCGUUCUGUCGUUCAUCCUCAGUCGACGUCAAGGGCUGCGUUAAAUUCCUCCAACAGCAGCCGCCGCCCAAAGCCGAGCCGCUGCUCAAUGCUCUCCGAUACACGACGAAACACCUCAACAGCCAAUCCACACCGAAGAAUAUACGGGCCCUGCUAGCCGCGUGAGGACAGCAUUCCAGCCUUGCAUGUUGUUGUGGGGAAUGAAGUGACAAUAAAUAUGGGGAUUUCUCGUUGGCAUUUGUUUUGCGUCGUCGAUGAUAGGUUGUGGCGUGAUCUACGGAUAUUGUUCAAUAUUGUUCAACAGAGUGUGAUAAGUUCCUCCGAAUGAGAGAUCAAACCACAACUUUUAUUCUAGUGAAAUAGGUUAAGAUGGAGAAUAUGUAUAAGGUGUGACGUUUUCCUAAGUUUCCUGUAUCAACGUGAUAUCGAAUAUUCCUCGUGCGUAAUUAGUUUGUUGAGCUAUAUUUAUUUUUGAUAUUUUUCACAACAGUUUUCCGAUUCCGGCAGCCCUAGAGCGUUCAAUGUAACUAUUGCCGGUGCGACACAUCGCUGCACGAACUAGUGACACCACUUAGAUGAAGCUUUAAAAGCAAAUAAUAUAUAUUUUUUGAGAAAUCGUUCCCUUACCCCACGCAAAUGCAAGGUUUCUAUACUUUGUCACAACUCUUACAGAAUUUAUGAUAUUCGCAAACUGUUAGAAUAAGAUGCUAGAUUAAAUUUAUCGGAAUAUUAUAAACAUAUUGUAAUAAGCGUAUUAAUUGAAACUUCUAAUUGGUUACCACAAAUAUUGUGCAAUACUAACAACCAGUGAGUUUUCCUUCGUGUAACUUAUGAGUAUAUUUACUGUUAUACGUGGAAAUAACAGUUAAAGAAUAAUAAACAAUUAUAGAAUGUAUUAAAUGAUAACGAUACACAUGUAAGGGUGGAAUAAAGUUAAAACUAGGAUCUACGAAGAAAAUAUUUUUGGUAACCCAACGAAUUAAUACUAACCUAUUUCUAAGGCGUCCAAAGAGGCAAGAACAAACUAGUUUGUCACAGAACAAACGUAAGGAAAUUGCACUAAUCAUAGUUACUAUUUGGAUAUAUUUAAAAUAUGAAGGAUAGAAAAUAAUAUGUGGUAUCGGAGCAGACUAGAGUUAUUAAAUCAAAGCUGCAUUUUAAUAUGAAGAUAUUGUCUAAAAAUGUAUUUAAUGGUACGCCUUAUGACUUCUGAUUUUAAAUUCAAUAAUUAAGGUACAUGUACACUGCCUCAAUGUUAUCAAGUGAUUUUUUUAUAUAAUAAUGUUUACUAGUUCAAUAUUAUUAUUUGAGAAAUUUUACAUCUGAUAUUUUACAUAAUAUUAUUGUUAACUACUUAUAAAACGCUGCGUACGCUCAAAUUAUUACCCGAUCCAAAAAUUGAUUGAAUAUAAAAAUAUAAAUAAAAUAAAUCGUCAUCAAAGAUCUAAGACUGUGUCAUAACAUGAAAGUUAUAAAAACAUUAGAAGUUUUUAAAAAAUGUUAAAGAACCAUUUUUUCCCAUUUAUGAUUUCGAAAUAGUUUGGCAUUCUAGUCUUCCAUUUAAAAAUAAUUUCAUAGGUACAAGUGAUUUUAAUUUAUACGAAUUUAUAUAACUAUUACAUACAAAUUCAAUUUUUGUUGUCACAGGGUAACGCACGAAAUAACAAUACCUACUUCCUAACAAAAAAUAAAUCGAGACAAACAUGAAAUACAGUUGUCUGUAUCGCAUUUAUAAAAUAUUCCUUCAAGCAUUUAGUAUUAAAACUUGUAUUGAAUAUAUAUUAAAUGGAUUUAGAACGUUAGUUAAUUGUAUUACUUGCACAAAUAGCACAUUAUUGUUAUUUAUUAGUGUAGUGAAUAUCUUGUUGAGAUGUUUUCGUAAUUAUUAUAGUUAUGUCCAAAUAUGCAACCCUUUACUUUAAGGAAUUGUACAAUCGUCACUGCCCAGUUGAUGAUAUUUUUGAGAUUUUUUCAAAGGCAAAUUGUAGUCGAAAUAAAUUACUUUAGUGUUAGAGGAGGGAAUUUUAUACAAACGAUGUAACUUGAUUACAAUUGCGUUAAAAAAUUUAUGUAAUCAAAUAUUGUGUGUAUAAAAUCGAUCUUCAUGAGAGACUCAAAAGUCCGGAAAUUAGAAAUAAAAUACUA